Messenger RNA from Dipodomys ordii (Ord's kangaroo rat), 2653 nucleotides. It is a transcript of the gene Heatr3, whose product is annotated as HEAT repeat containing 3. Bases 142 to 1983 code for a protein of 613 amino acids. The record is from RefSeq and is a predicted model, not a curated record. Lineage: Eukaryota; Metazoa; Chordata; Mammalia; Rodentia; Heteromyidae. The transcript is spliced from 14 exons. Gene Ontology annotation, biological process: protein import into nucleus; ribosomal large subunit biogenesis.
UCCUCCCAGUGCGCCCUGGCGGCCGGCAGGCACGGAUAGGCUAACUUUAAAUCCCUUUGGCUGGAAGACGUCGGAACCAACUGGGCAGUCUCAACCACCUACUGGUGCUUGUCCCUUUAAAUCCCCUCCACCUACGUGGCCAUGGGCAAGAGCCGGACCAAGCGCUUCAAGCGACCUCAGUUCUCCCCUACCGGCAGCUGUCAGGCCGAGGCUGCGGGAGCCGCGAAUGGGACCGAAAACGAGGAGGACGACGAGCCGGCGGCCGAGCUGCUGGAAAAGCUCCAGCACCCGAGCGCUGAGGUCCGCGAGUGCGCUUGCGCGGGGCUGGCCCGCCUGGUGCAGCAGCGGCCGGCGCUGCCCAGCCUUGCUCGCCGCGAUGCUGUACGCCAGCUCGGGCCGCUGCUGCUCGACCCCAGCCUGGCGGUCAGGGAGACGGCGGCCGGCGCGCUGAGAAAUCUCAGCGCUUGUGGAGGUUUUGAAGUUUGUGAUGACAUGGUGACUAAGGACAUCAUGACUCCCCUGGUGGCUCUGCUAAAAGAGCUGCCCAUGAUAACAUACUGUUUGCAGACAGUGACAGAAGAUAACCCAGAGCUACUGAAAUCUCUCAAUGCCACAACAUUGCAUGGGCUGGAAUGUGCCAUGCUUUGUCCUGUCAGUUCCAUGGAGUACAUUCUGUUAAAGACCCUGGUGGCAGGCACAGUCUGGAAUCUAAAGGACAUUAUUCCAUCCAAGAGUCAGGCAGAGAUCAUAAAUGCCAUACUGAAGAUCUUAUCUGAAGUUUUAGAAGUCGAUGCCAUGAAAACGGUUAUUCAGAUGAAGGAGGCUGAGACUCAGCGGAUAAAGUUGGCUGCAGAGAGUGAGGAGGUCCUGGAGCAUGCUAAUGGCAUUAAUGGCACUGAUCUGGUUGAAGAUGAUGAAAUGGAGGAAACUCCUCGAAAGAGAAAAGUCAGAAGAAAGACUUUUAUUUCUGAUUUACUUCCACCCACUGACAAGGAACUGAGAGAGACCACAGCCUUGCUGGCAGCUCAGCAGACCGCUCUGGAAGUUAUCGUCAACAUGUGCUGCAGUGAAGAUCCCUCAGAUGAUGAGUGGGAAGAGCUGUCGAGCAGCGAUGAAAGCGAUGCCUUCAUGGAGACUUCCUUCACUGAGGAUGGCGGGCAGCUACUGACCCCACUCUGCCUGUCCCACGAGAUUCACACUGCUCUCACUAGCUGCCUUAUCCCAAAGAAGGUAUUUGAGAAAACUGCCUUUCCAAGCAGCGUCGCUGUUGACAUAUGCUCCCAGAGCCCUACUUGGAAACCUUUGAUUAGAAAGAUGAACACUAUACAGUGUAGAGCCCUUGUGUGCCUCCAAAGCCUAGUGUCCCUCUUGGAUGUGGAUCACCUGGGAGGAGCUCCGGCCCUUUACACACUUGCGCAGCACCUUUCAGACCUGCUGUUUUCGCAGCCAGGUUUUGCUGACCACCCGGACUUUCUAGAAGCCAUAACUAGUGCCUUGAGGGCCCUUUUGCAAACAAUGGCCUCUAAUAACCUUCCCCAGUGCAUGACACCCGAGCAGCUGAUGACACUGUGCAGAGCUGGCAUUGGGAGCAGCAAUGUCGGGGUUCGAGUGAACGUUGUCAGUAUUUCAGGAAUCACUGGCAGCAUGCUGGCCAAAGAAAGUGGGACACUUGACACUCUUAAGACCAUUGGGUGCUUUCUGCUUGAGAUCGCCACCAAAGACCCUUCCCUCGUGGUUGUAGGAGAAGCUCUGGAUGCCCUCUUUGAUGUCUUUGCAGAUGGGGAGGAAGCUGAAAGGGCUUCAAUCCAAAUAAAAUUGCUAUCUGCUCUCAAAGAAUUUCAGCCUGUCUUCAAAACGAAGAUACGAAAGGAAGGAAGAGGUAAAUACAGUCCAGAUCAGCUGUGUGUUCUUGACAAUGUGAAGAUGAACUUGAGAAGGUUUAUUGCUUAUCAAGAAACUGUGGAGAAAAGACUGACUUCCUGAAACAUCAGAAGAGACUCAAGACUCUCUCCUGGGGGCAUGGUCAGAGGUGGAGUGCUUGUGUAUGAUGUGGGAAGGCCUGGGUCUGUCCCCAGUGCCACAAAAAGAGACCAACUUCCCAAAGGAGUUGAUGCUGCAAAUAUAUGCUUCCAAAAGCUCUUGGAAUGCUUGUACUUUGAACUUUAAUUUGAAGUUCAUUUAAAAAAAAAGUAAAAUCUGUAAGAAACGUGUGCUUGGGCUGUGGGUUCUGUGCAUUUGCCUAUGUGUCUCCAGCAAACUUCAUUCCCCGGGAACAAAGUGUUUUUAUGCACGCACUCUGCUCUGAACCACAUACCUGGCCCACAUCUGGUUCCCAACCACUUCCUGGGCAGUAAAGACAUUUUCAACAAUCAUGCCCUUGAAUUUUGCAAGACAGCAAAGUCUCAAUCAUUACCUGGGUACUUUUUUAAGCCACAAAUUUUUUUAUUAGCUGAAACUAACUGAAAUAUGCAGUCCUGAAGUGCUAUAUACUAUUGUGAAAAAGUAAUUGAAUUUAUUUGUAUCACUCAGGGGCUGGUACUGAUGAGCUACGGAGGUGACAGUAAUCUCAUGGUGACAUGAUCAAUCACUGCCUUGAUUUAAUAUGGUUUAGAGUCAGAAUUAUAGAACAUAUUUUGAAUAAAUAACAUUUUCA